This is a messenger RNA of Meloidogyne enterolobii, 1299 nucleotides long. NCBI's taxonomy places the organism in Eukaryota, Metazoa, Nematoda, Chromadorea, Rhabditida, Meloidogynidae. The record is from the annotation of a GenBank genome assembly.
AUGGGUAUUGAAAAACGUGAGAAUAAUGUUCGAGAUUUGAUUGCUUUUUGGAUUUUUGGUUUGGCAAAUAAUUUUGCCUAUGUAAUUAUGCUUAGUGCUGCUGAUGAUAUUAUUAAAAGUCAGCACAAACAUAAUCCUCAACAUAAUAAUAAAACAAAUAUUUCAAAUAAAUGCAUUGAAAAUAUAGGGAAUCCAAGGUGUGAAAAAUACAUGUCUACCGGUGCUGUCCUUUUAGCAGAUAUUUUGCCUGCAAUGGUUAUUAAAUAUACAAUGCCUUUCUUUAUGAAUCGAAUACCUUUUGGUUUUCGACAUUUAUUGGUUUGCUUACUUCAAGCUUCAAGUUAUUUAGUUGUUGCCUUUUCCCCAAAUAUUCAAAUAUCCUUGUUUGGCGUUGUCUUGGCAGCAUUGGGAUCUGGAUUGGGAGAAAUAUGUUAUUUGGCAUUAAGCUCUCAUUAUUCCAAAUCAACAAUAGCUUCUUGGUCCUCCGGCACGGGAGGUGCGGGAAUAUCCGGAGCUUUAGCAUAUGCAAUUUUAACUGAACCAAAAUUUUUUGAUAUGUCCCCAAGAAAUGCUUUAUUAGUUAUGCUUGUCGUUCCAAUAAUUUUUGCAAUAACUUAUUGGUCAUUAUUAACCCCUGUGUUGAGUGUUCACAGAAUUAAUUUAUUUAAAAUUUCAACGUGGAUUGUUCCUGUCCAAAAUAUGAAAGAAAAAGUAAAUCAAAAAAUUGGAGAAGAAGAAUAUGAUGGUAAAGCUUAUACACACAAUUUUACUUUUAGAGAUAAAUUAAAAAUAAUUUAUCCAUUGCUGAAAUAUAUGAUUCCUCUCAGUUUUGUAUAUUUUGCUGAAUAUUUAAUUAAUUCGGGAUUGCAUCAAUUAAUGCAUUUUGACUGUUCACAUGGAUUUGGUUUAUCAUUGGAAAGCCAAUUUCGUUGGUAUAUGGCAUUAUAUCAAUCAGGCGUUUUCUUUUCUAGAACCUCUGUAGCUUUUUUAAAAUUACCUUCAUCAGCAUUAUAUUUUCUUCCUUUUUUACAGGCUUCAAUAUUUUUAAUUCAGUCAAUUAACCAAUUUAUUCCUCAUAUUGGAAUAAUUUUUAUUUUAACAUUUAUUGAAGGAAUUUUUGGGGGCGCUUCAUAUGCUAAUACUUUUGAUAGAAUACAUAAAGAAGCUUCCUCUCAAACUCGAGAAUUUAGUCUUUCUAUAGCUUCAACUGGAGAUUCUAUUGGAAUUAGUUUAGCUGGGUUUGGUUCAAUUAUAGUUCACAAUUAUAUUUGUAAAUUAUAUCCAAUUAUUUAUCCUUAA